This is a messenger RNA of Penicillium canescens, 1032 nucleotides long. RefSeq names its product DUF92 domain-containing protein. Bases 1 to 1032 code for a protein of 343 amino acids. The record is from RefSeq and is a predicted model, not a curated record. The transcript has 4 exons. Lineage: Eukaryota; Fungi; Ascomycota; Eurotiomycetes; Eurotiales; Aspergillaceae. Gene Ontology annotation, cellular component: membrane.
AUGAAACCAUAUAUUGGUACUCCUCUUGUCUUCGGGCUCGUCUACCGAGCCUGGUCCCGCAAGUCCCUUACUCCGCUAGGCCUUGUCGUUGCGGGAUGUUCAGCCUCCGCACACGCCCUCCACCCAUGGUCAGCACCAGUCGCACUGCUGGCGGUAUUCUACUUUGGUGGAACGAAGGUCACGAAGGUAAAACACGAAAUAAAGGCGCGCUUGACACUCUCUGCUACCGGUACGGAGGGUGGAGAAGGUCCCCGGAACCAUAUCCAAGUGCUCGCGAACUCCGUCGUCGCUACUGUACUAUCUAUCGCCCACACAAUUGUUCUGGCCAAAUCAACAGGCACGGAAUCAUGUUUCUCGCUCGGUCAGAAGGCGGCUGAUAUCUUGAUGGUUGGCAUUGUUGCGAACUACGCCGCUGUCGCCGCAGACACAUUCUCCUCCGAACUUGGCAUCCUUUCCAAAUCGAAACCUCGCCUUAUUACCUCCCUCAACCUCCGUGAAGUUCCCCCUGGCACAAACGGUGGUGUUACGAUAACUGGGCUCGGAGCUGGUCUUCUUGGUUCGUUCAUUGUCUCUUUGACAUCUGCCAUUGUGCUUCCAUUUUGCUCCAACGCGGGAAUUAAAGAGCGAGCACUUUGGACUGUAGCCAUGACUCUUUGGGGUGCGCUGGGAAGCGUCCUUGAUAGUGUCCUUGGUGGACUUUUGCAAGCUAGUGUUGUUGAUAAGAGGAGUGGAAAGGUUGUUGAGGGAAGCGGUGGCAGAAAGGUGCUUGUCCAUCCUGCUUCAUUAACGAAAGCCACAGGUGCGUCUCACCCCGUAACUACUGGCAAGGCUGCCAAUGAGGCUACAUCCCGCGGCAGCCAAGGAAAGUCCAAAUUACAAGAAGAAGCUCAUGAAAGCCGCCGUGUUGAGACUGGCCAUGACUGGCUUGAUAAUAACGGUGUGAACGUCCUUAUGGCUACUAUGAUGAGUGUUGGGGCUAUGGGCAUUGCACAGUAUGUCUGGGAACUGAACGUGUUUGAGUUACUUGUUUAA